Pleuronectes platessa (European plaice) is the source of this 741-nucleotide messenger RNA. RefSeq names its product polyisoprenoid diphosphate/phosphate phosphohydrolase PLPP6-like. NCBI's taxonomy places the organism in Eukaryota, Metazoa, Chordata, Actinopteri, Pleuronectiformes, Pleuronectidae. Gene Ontology annotation, molecular function: sphingosine-1-phosphate phosphatase activity. The record is from RefSeq and is a predicted model, not a curated record.
AUGUCCUCACCGACGUCCAGACGGAACAGUUGCCGUGGGAGCCACCGGGGCUCCAGCUGGUCUUACGUUUACUCUGGCGCUCCAACAGAGGAAUACAUCGGCUGACUAUUAAGUCAGCCGAUGUUCGCCAUAACGCUGCGUUUUUUGCUGGCAAUAGAUCUGUGGCUGUCCAAGCGGCUCGGCGUGUGCGCCUUCGAGGAGUCCCCAUGGGGGAGCAUACAGCCCCUGGUGCGCCUGCUGGAGUUCUCCGGACAUUUCAUCCCGUGGCUCAUGGGCACCCUGUACACUCUGCUCCGUGGAGAGACGGCGGCAGAGCAGGAGAUCAUGCUGAAUAUGGCCCUGGCUCUGUUGUUGGACCUGCUGCUGGUCAGAGUUGUGAAGACUCUGGUGAGACGUCGACGGCCCGCACAGAACCGCUCUGAUAUCUUCUCCACCUUCUUCGUGGAGCGCUACUCGUUCCCCUCAGGCCACGCAACGCGGGCGGCAAUGUGCGCUCGGUUCUUCCUUGCCCAGCUGGUGGACACAGCCUCCAUGCGGGUGCUGGUCGUGGGCUGGGCCUUCCUGGUGAGCCUGUUGGUGACCGAUGUGGGCUUUGGCUUGGCCAUGGGUUACUGUCAGUACAGCUUGGUAGAGAGGCUGUGGGUGACCUGGGACUGCCUUCAGGACGUGCUGCUCAUGCGACUGCGAGAGGGACUCAACAGGGCUUAUGGUGGUCUCUGGAUGGCAUCUUGGACACAUUAG